Messenger RNA from Prunus persica (peach), 3551 nucleotides. Its product is annotated as GBF-interacting protein 1-like. The record is from RefSeq and is a predicted model, not a curated record. Bases 285 to 2909 code for a protein of 874 amino acids. The transcript has 11 exons. NCBI's taxonomy places the organism in Eukaryota, Viridiplantae, Streptophyta, Magnoliopsida, Rosales, Rosaceae.
UCUCUCUCUCUCUCUCUCUCAAUUCUCCUCCUCCUUUCUUCUUGUUCUCGUUCUCAUUCUGUCUGUCUACUUGUCGUAGAUCAAUUCAAAUACCCAUAAAAAGCUCAUUUUUUUCCUUUCAUUUUAAAUUUUUCAUCUUUUAGUAUAUGAUCAUAUAGAGUCAUCUAAAGCCCAAUCCUCUCUACCCAGCAAUUCAUAUUCUCCAUCUAAGUCUCUGUUUCCUUUGUCCUUUUUCCACAUUUUCACUCAGUCUUGGGUCUUUUGGCUUUGUGGGGUUUGCAAAGAUGAGUGGUGGUGGGUUUAGGGUUUCAAUCCCAAACAGUGUGAGGAAGACGAUCCAGGACAUCAAGGAGAUCACGGGCAAUCAUAGUGAGGAGGAAAUCUAUGCAAUGCUCAAGGAAUGUAAUAUGGAUCCCAACGAGACGGCUCAGAAGCUUCUCUUCCAGGAUCCAUUUCAUGAGGUUAAAAGGAAACGUGACAAGAGAAAAGAGAAUCUGAACAACAGAGAGUCUGCAGAGUCGCGGUGGAGACCUGGAAUGCAGGGACGAGGGGGUAGGGGCGGGCGGGUGAAUUUCUCACCUCGUUCUGAUGCUGGUGGUGGUAGAAGUACUGCUCCUGGAACUGAGAAUGGACCCAGUCAGGUUGCAGAGAAAGGUGGUGCUUCCUCUUUGCCAACCUCUCGUGAGACAAAAAAUAAAGAGCGAAGUCUGGUAACAAGCUCUGUACCGGUCAUUGUGGAUGGUCCUACCAAUGUGGUUUCUGGAAGUACUAGUGUUGUGCAUCCCUCCCAUGUAUCUGCUGGAAGUGGUCCUGAUAUAAGUUUGUCAUUGGUUGGGGAUAAUUUGGGAAGUUCGGUCCCCCCAGUGGAUGCAAACAAGAACACCACUGUUAAAUUUGGAAAUGAGGACUUGCAUGAGCAGCCUGCACCAAGCUCCAGUAGUAGCUUGGUGUUGCCACCCCCAGCAUCUACAUUGGCAGUUUGUUUCUCUUCUUCAGAUCCUGUACUUGUGCCAUCUAAUGAUUCACGGCUCCCAAGUUCUGUGGGCACAAUUAAACGUGAAGUAGGGAGUCAUCAUCCUUCUGCUUCUGAGAUUGGUAGCUCUCAAGCACAAGGAAAAGUGGCAAGCAAAACACAGGGAGUUGGGAAAAGUCAGCUUGCUGAUCUUUCACACCCUUCAUCUACAUCAACUCAUGGCAGUUCGGGUAGUCGGCCAUCAUCUAAUUACAGUAGCCGGUCUCAACAAUCAGUUGGCACUCAAAAAGCAGUCGGUACCAACAAGGAGUGGAAACCAAAACCUGUAAAUUCUACUGUUGUUCAAGGUCAAGGAACAGCUGGUACUGCUGUCGCAUCUGAGGUUCCUGCUGAUUCUGUAAAGGCCCCUUCCCAGUCACAAUCUGUUUCAAGCGUCCUUGAUUCAGAAGAAGCAACUUCAAAAUUGCAGAGGAAGCUAGAAGAGUUGCACCUUCCCCAGCGCAAAACAGUUAUUCUUCCAAAUCACAUCCAUGUUCCUGAAUCUGAAAGAACCAAGUUGAGUUUUGGAAGUUUUGGUGCUACCUUUGCCGUGACUACUGGCUAUGUCAGUGGUCCUGAGACUGAUAAGAGCUCAACACCUCGGUCUGAAACUUCUCAGGUUAUUGAAGAAGCUGUGGAGGAACAGUUAUCAAGCAAUCAAAAUGCAUUGGCAACUGCCAAUGAGGAUGAUUAUCCUGAUCAUCCACAAUCACCUACUCACGUACCUGAAAAUAUAUCAUCUGGUGAGGUUGACGUCUCAUCCAGUGCAACCCAAGGACAGAAUGAAUCCAAGCAUGACACUGCAUUGCCGUCUGGAGGCCAUCAGUUCUCUGUGGCUCAUACUUCCCCAAACUACAGUUUUGGGUUUGUGCCCCCAAUUUUGGGGAGUCAGCUUGCGCCAUUUGAAAACUCCGAGUCUCAACCACGAGAUAUUUCGCGCCUUCCAAGCUUUGUGGUACAACCACCCUUUGACCCAGCAAGUUAUUAUGCCCAAUUUUACCGCUCAGGUGCUGAUGGUGACGGCCGCCUUUCUCCUUUUCCUUCUCCUGGGGUUUCCUCCAAGUACAAUGGGAAUGUUGCAGUAUUGCCUCCAAGUUCUCAGUCUCCACAAGAGGGUGGGGUUCUAUCUGCAGCUGGCCCAACACCAUUGGUGACACAGGCUUCUGGGCUUGUGCAAAGCUCGAUAGGUGUAACUCAGCAGCAAGUUCCUGUCUUUCGACCGCCAGCCGGGAUGCACAUAUCUCAUUAUGCUCCUAAUUACAUUCCCUACAGUCACUAUUUUUCCCCAUUCUAUGUUCCACCUCCAGCCAUCCACCAGUUUUUGGGCAAUGGUGCAUUUCCUCAGCAACCUCAAGCUGGUGGUGUCUAUCCAGCUCCUCCAGCAGCUGCCACAGGAGUCAAAUACUCACUGCCACAAUACAAAACGGGGACUAAUACAGGGAACUCUGCUCAUAUUGGAAUGGCAAGUGGUUAUGGACCAUAUGGCUCCUCCCCAGCUGGUUAUAAUCCCAGUUCUGCCACAACAGCGGGAAACUCUACUGCUAAUGAGGAUCUGAGCACAUCUCAGUUCAAGGAAAGUAACGUAUACAUGACGGGCCAGCAGAGUGAAGGAUCUUCUGUGUGGGUUGCUGCACCUGGCCGAGAAAUGUCCAGCUUAACAAGUUCUUUUUACAACCUUCCCCAACAGGGUCAGCAUGUGACUUUCACCCCAACACAGGCUGGCCACGGCACUUUUGCUGGUAUCUACCACCCUGCACAAGCAGUAACAGCAGCCACUGUUCAUCCACUUCUGCAACAGUCCCAGACCAUGGCUGGGGCUGUUGACAUGGUGGGACCUGGGGGCAGUGUUUAUCAGCAGCCUCAGCAUGCACAGAUCAACUGGCCGAGUAACUACUGAAACAAAAAUUUGAGUUUUUGUAAACUUCAAAACAAGAAUUGCAAGUCCAAUCUUGGGAAUUCUUUUGGACAACUCCAACUAGUUUGGAUAGAGGAAGACAUCAAGAAGAUACAAAGUUGGCUUAGAUUUGAGUGUAAAUCUGUUAAAGGAGGCUGGAAAAAAAAAUUGCCAAUAGCAUCUUCUGAUUGUUUGGGUUGAGGACAUAAAAGGUGCAAUCCACCUGUAACUGAUAUUGACCGUUUUAGUUAGUCAAGGUAGGCAUGGCAGAUCUUCUCUUUCUUUCUGCUGCUUUAUGGUGUUGCCAUUUUUCCCAUUUCAUAGUUUGAAGUCCUCUCUCGUCUCUUCCCCUUCCUGUCUCUCUGUUUUUUCUACUUAUCUUUUUUGAAGUUUUCGAACUUAGAAUUUACUUUCGAGUGGUGAGAAUCUCUUUCAUUCUUUCUCUUCUAUAUCUGAGGUUUUAUAGGUUUUGGAAGGUAAGAUAUAGGCUGGUGAAGAAUUUCCAUUCCAUUGUUCUUGUCUCUCUGUUGUCUUACCUGUAAAGUGAAUUUUGAUAGCAAGAAAAAUCUGUAUUGGACUGUUGUAUUUGGUAUAACAGAAACAAACAUGUCAAUUGUAUUAGUUGACUCUGGCAUUGCUGAGGCA